AUGGCCUCGACCAGUGCUCCCGCAGUCGCAUGCCGCGUCGCGCCGGCGCGCGCAACGACCUCGGUUCUUCCCGCGCACUCGCUGCCGGGCUGCAGGGCUGCGGUGGUGUGGCGGUGCUGGGUCGCGAGGAGGGGGGGACGGAGGCGGUGGGCGGGGCUGCGGGCAAGGUGCCGCAUAAGCUGCGACGGCAGCCAGCCGUCAGCCGUGCAGCCAGAUUCCGAGAGCUCUGGGGAGGGAUUGGUGGCGGAGGAGGACGGGCCGCGGCGGCCGCCGUUCGACAUCAACCUCGCCGUCGUGCUCGCCGGGUUCGCGUUUGAAGCCUACACCAGUCCGCCGGCAGAUGUGGGCUGGCGCGAAACUGAUGCGGCUGACUGUCAGACAGUGUUCCUGUCCGAUGUUUUUCUCCGUGAAGUAUACGAUGGACAGCUAGUCGUCAGGCUGAAGAAAGGCAUAAACCUUCCUGCAAUGGAUCCAUGGGGUACAAGUGAUCCUUAUGUAAUUUUACAACUGAAUGGACAAACUGCAAAAAGCCAAAUUAAAUGGGCGACAAAGGAGCCAACAUGGAAUGAGGAUUUCACAUUUAACAUUAAAAAAUCUCGAGAAAAUCUUCUUCAGGUUGCAGCUUGGGAUGCAAACCUUGUUACCCCACACAAACGCAUGGGAAAUGCUGGAUUAUACCUUGAAUCACUUUGUGAUGGUAACAAUCAUGGUGUUACUGUUGAAUUAGAAGGCCUUGGUGGUGGUGGAACUAUUGAGAUAGAGGUCAAAUACAAGAGUUAUGAUGAUAUCGAGCGUGAAAAACAAUGGUGGAGAAUACCUUUUGUGUCCGACUUUUUUGUGAAGAGCAGCCUGGGAUCUGCUCUUAGAAUGGUUCUUGGAUCUGAAAGUAUAAAUGCAAAAUCCUCAGAUGGCCCAACUAAUUCAAAUGAGCUUCAACAGCAGAAUAUUGAUUCUGAAGACAUUUCAGAUUCUCAUUCUCAUAGUGAAGCUCGAUCUCCUGCUGCAACUGUUAACAGUGAAGGAGAUGCAUCAUCCGAUAUGAAGGAAUCGGAUGAAUACUUUUGGAGAGCUCUGAACAAUGUACUCAACCAAAAUGUACUACAGAACUUUGGAUUUUCUCUUCCCGAGGUCAAGCAAUUGGAUGGAUUUGACCUAUUAAGUUCACUUGGUCUGAAAUCACGCGAAAUUGCUGAACGGGAAUAUUUAGAAUCUGGACUUGCAAUGGCAGAUACUUCAACAAGUGAUGGCAGUGAAACAACUCCUGAAAACACAGUUGGUGUUGAGAAUGAAAAUGGAACAUUGACAACCAAAGAGGAGGUGCAAUCUUCCUUUCCAGACAUAAAUAAAGUAUCUCGGGAUGUAUUGUCUCAAACAGAAAAUAUACUCGGAGCUCUGAUGAUACUUUCUAAAAACUUCUCACCACAUGAUCAGUCAGUAACGACAACUGAAACAAAUGGCAAAGAUGAUAUGAUUAGAGAGCAGCAAGGUGCUUCAGCUGCAGAUUCUGUUCAAAAGGAUGAUGCUGUCGCAUCUACCAUACUGUCCAUUGAUGCACAGAAAGCAGAGGAUAUGCGGAGCCUGUUUGCAAGUGCAGAGACUGCCAUGGAGGCAUGGGCUAUGCUUGCCACUUCACUGGGACGUAACAGUUUCAUCAAAUCGGACUUUGAAAAGAUAUGUUUUCUUGACAAUGUUUCAACAGACACACAAGUUGCCAUAUGGCGUGAUUCUUCUCGAAGAAGGUUGGUUGUUGCCUUUCGAGGAACUGAACAAUCAAGGUGGAAGGAUUUGCGAACUGACUUAAUGCUUGUACCUGCUGGACUAAACCCUGAGAGGCUGGGUGGUGACUUCAAACAAGAAGUUCAAGUUCACAGUGGAUUCUUAGGUGCAUAUGACUCUGUUAGGAACAGGAUCAUGACUCUCAUCAAAUAUGCCGUUGGAUUCCAGGAUGAAGAAGAUGCAGAAACCAUACCUAGUUGGCAUGUUUAUGUGACUGGACACAGUUUAGGUGGAGCACUAGCAACCCUUCUUGCUCUUGAACUUUCAUCAAGUCAAAUGUCCAAGAAUGGUGUCAUAUUUGUGACAAUGUACAAUUUUGGCUCUCCUAGAGUGGGAAAUAGAAGAUUCGCUGAAGUAUACAAUUCGAAAGUAAAGGACAGCUGGAGAAUUGUCAACCACAAAGAUAUCAUUCCAACAGUACCACGUCUUAUGGGCUAUUGCCAUGUGGAAGCACCAGUUUAUCUUAAAUUUGGAGAUGCAAAGAUGCACGGUGUCCAUGUUUUAGUGUACCAGAUCCCCAGCUGUCACCAAAAACAUAAAAUUGCAUUUGUAUGUGAUACAGAUGAAAGGCGAGAAGCAACUCGUGGAAAAACUACUGCAAACAGAAAUAAAUCUACUCCGCUCAAUCAGGGAUGGUUCGGCUCUUAUGCAGCACAUGGAAGACUUCUACUAUGUCACCCUUCUUGA
Miscanthus lutarioriparius is the source of this 2463-nucleotide messenger RNA. The record is from the annotation of a GenBank genome assembly. NCBI's taxonomy places the organism in Eukaryota, Viridiplantae, Streptophyta, Magnoliopsida, Poales, Poaceae.